Besnoitia besnoiti is the source of this 294-nucleotide messenger RNA. RefSeq lists its product as uncharacterized. Gene Ontology annotation, cellular component: ribosome; cytosolic small ribosomal subunit. Gene Ontology annotation, molecular function: zinc ion binding; RNA binding; structural constituent of ribosome. The record is from RefSeq and is a predicted model, not a curated record. Gene Ontology annotation, biological process: translation. The coding region runs from base 1 to 294 and encodes 97 amino acids. NCBI's taxonomy places the organism in Eukaryota, Apicomplexa, Conoidasida, Eucoccidiorida, Sarcocystidae. The transcript has 2 exons.
AUGACGAACCUCUUCAACACCAGACCGAAGAAAUUCGGACCCGGCAGCCGCCAGUGCCGCGUGUGCUUCAACCGCCACGGUAUGGUCCGCAAGUACGGCUUGAUGAUGUGCCGUCAGUGCUUCAGGGAACGCGCCAGCCAGAUCGGCUUUAUCAAGGUAAGGGCGGAAACCAGUUGCUCCAAGACCAAAUUUUCGCUUUGGCUCUUCCCAUCUCUUCACCGUCUGUUCGUGUACCCGGUGUUUCGUCGCGAGUUGUCUGCAGCGGCACUGGAACAUCGCCGCAGCGAGUCGUAG